AGAGAUGCGAGGCAAGGUGCUGGGGCUGUUGUUGGUUUCGUACCUGACAGCAGUGGUAGCUGAGGGUGUGCAGCCACAAGAGCAGCCCAAGCCUGUUGAGGGGGUGCAGCUGGAGGAGCAGUCCAAGCUUGCUGAGAGUGUACAGCAGGAGGAGCAGGCUAAGCCUAAUGAGGGUGCACAGCAGAACGAGCAGGCCAAGUCUGCGGUGGUUGCAGGCGCAACAGACAUCAAAUUUCCAGAAGAACUCAGUGAUCGGAACCGCUUCUUCGCAGGGUACACAACGACCACCUACACUGACGUGGUGAUGGUCACCUCUACAGUGUUCUUCUCCUGCCUCUCCGGCACCACUACAAAUACUGUCUGCCAGGGACGACGCAGGAAGAAGGACUUGCGCAUGUUGCUAGAAUUACCUGAUAAUGAAGAAGUCGAUCUGGCUGGCAGUGAGGAUACAGAGGUGGAUUCGUCUACUUAUUCCCCAUAUUCAGAACCCGAAGCACACGAGGCGGCUCAUAGUAAUGAAAAAAUCUUCCUGACUCUCUGGACCACCACCCGCACCACCACCACUGUCACUAUGCUCUACACGGACACAAGAACAACCAUCCGUCUCUCUUACUUCUGUUUGGCUGGACAAAUUCAACUCCCUAUCUUCAGAUGUGCUGGUUGAUGUUUGCGAAGUCAACAAGUCAUCAGUGGGGGUGCUGCCUAGACCUGAACAAAACCGGGAAACACUUUACAAGACCUGACAUAAUUAAAGAAGACCAAACUAGAUAGGGAAGAGACCUAGGCAAGAUAAGGGUAGGCCUGGCAAGACUGGGAAGAUUCUUACAAGAUCAGGGAACAGGGAAAGUUUGUCCAGACCUGACAAGACUCAAUGAUCCCUGAGAAAUAUAUAAAUAAAGAUAAUAGGCUAACAUGUUAAAGAAACUCGGAAACAUGAGGAAAAAAAUGAGAUCUUGCGAUUCCAAGUCAGUGCCCUAACCUGGUGACAAAUGACCUGUCCAAUAUGACUAACCACCGCGGUAUUUACAACGAUAUAUAUACAUCUUUCGGUUUACAUACAUCGAGAUAUUGAUAUCUCUAUUUAUAUACACCAAUAUGCAAUAUGAUCACAGCAAACAGGUGAUAUCACAAUAUGCAAAACAACCACUAUUGAAAAAACAGAGAAAUUCCUCACAGUUCCUUGAUAAUGUGAGAAAUCACGAAAAAUCUCAAUUUAUACACACCGAAAUAAGUAUAUCUCUCGGUGUACAUACACUAAGUUUGCUUUAGUCCCUAUUUUAAGGAUUAAAGUAUACUUUUUGGAAUCUCGCCUUGAUAAUCCUUGUAUAGUUGCUAAGUUUUCAACUUAAGAAACUGACUUCACGAACGUCAGUAAAUGUUGAACCUGAGGAAGAGAGUCCAAACCACUAUAAAUGAUGCUUUUCUAUAGAUUCCACAUUCAGUCUGUGUCCAUCUUUGA
This is a messenger RNA of Cherax quadricarinatus, 1459 nucleotides long. RefSeq lists its product as uncharacterized. Lineage: Eukaryota; Metazoa; Arthropoda; Malacostraca; Decapoda; Parastacidae. The record is from RefSeq and is a predicted model, not a curated record.